Thermochaetoides thermophila DSM 1495 is the source of this 2445-nucleotide messenger RNA. RefSeq lists its product as uncharacterized. Lineage: Eukaryota; Fungi; Ascomycota; Sordariomycetes; Sordariales; Chaetomiaceae. The record is from RefSeq and is a predicted model, not a curated record. The transcript is spliced from 3 exons. Bases 1 to 2445 code for a protein of 814 amino acids.
AUGGUCCUCGGCUUCGGCAGCAAGAAACCCAAGAAUCUUCCUCCUGAGACACUUCCUGAACGUCCAAAGGAGAACAUCUCGGUCCAAAUCCAUCCUCUUCCGACCGAAGAUGGAUUGAUCGUAAAGAUCCAGCCGCCCAAAGAGCCGGCUGCUGGCAGUACUCCAUCUGCUGCAACACCCUGCGACUUGGUUUUGUGUAUCGAUGUGUCAGGCAGCAUGUACGACGAAGCUCCUGCCCCGGCUACACAAACUGGGAUCGUAGAAGACCUGGGCUUGUCGAUUUUGGACUUGGUCAAGCAUGCUUCCAGGACCAUUAUCGAAACGCUCGAUGGAAAGGAUCGAUUGGGCAUCGUGACAUUUGCUUCUCAGAGCAAGGUUCUCCAACCCCUUACACACAUGACGCCGGAGAACAAGAGUGCCACGCUCAAGAAGAUCAAGGAGAUGGUCCCACUAGACAUGACGAACCUGUGGCAUGGGCUUCGCGACAGUCUCAACCUGUUCAGGGAUGAAGAGGGAAAGCCGAAACACAGCGGUAGGUUGCCAGUGGUUCUUGUCCUCACCGACGGUCAACCGAACCACAUGUGUCCUCCUCAGGGGUACAUCCCGAAGCUGCAAUCUAUGGGAGCUCUCCCCGCAACUAUCCAUACGUUUGGGUUUGGUUAUUACCUUCGAUCUGGGCUGUUGAAGUCCCUGGCCGAAUUUGGUGGCGGUAACUACUCUUUUAUUCCCGAUGCGGGCAUGAUUGGCACCGCAUUCAUCCACGCCGUAGCCAAUCUCCAAUCAACCGUCGCCAACAACGCCAAGUUGCAUAUAACCUACCCAACCUAUUUGCAACUGGAGGAGACGACGGGCGAAGCAGUCGACAAGCAGCCGCCGGUUACACUCGGCGGUGACGUCCCCGAUUGCUUGUCUCAGCUGACCAUCAGCCUGGGCAACAUCCAGUACGGCCAAUCGAAAGAUAUCUACCUGCGCUACGGCGGCGAAGCCCAGGGCGCAGCCUUACUGCACAAGCAUGCUGAGGCGACCGGCCAGGCUCCCAUUGUGACCGUAGAGCUGCAGUGGCAGCAGUUCACUUCGACCAUCUUCUCGGAGUCUACGCAGAAAAACAUUCUAGAAAAACACACCUUGUCGCUGGAGCCGAACGAGAUCGCUUACCAUAUAUCCCGGUCGGCGCUCAUCAGCUUCCUCGGGUCUCUGUUCCCGCUCAAUGCCGAGCUGGAGCAUAAUCCCUUAGGGUUUUCGCUCGAAGGAGCCGACGAUCAGGCCCAGAAGGUCCGCGAUAUCGCGGCUUUCCUGCGCAAGACCGCCGUCUAUCCCCCUACCAAGAGCAUAGACAACACCUCAGAUUCAACUGAAUUGACCCUUAGCCCCCUCUGCAAACCCCUCUUCCUCGACCUUCUCGGUCCCAUCCCUGCCCCUGAGCAAACUCAAUCCCCCAUUUCGCUAGACGACUUCAUCUCCGGCCCCUCGUCGUCCUGGACCGGCCAGAUAGCCCUGGCCAUCACCCGCAAAGAGUACCACUCCCGCUGGGGCAUCCAUUACCUCCCAUCUCUUGCGAGUGCCUACGCGCGACAGGUGUGCAACACAUUCAAGGACUUUGGCCCCCAAGCCUUUGGCAGCGAGAGCCCCCUGUUCAAGGCGUGUCGGGAUAGGUUGGGUCAGAUCUUUGACUCGCUCCCGCCGCCGGAAGGUAGCAGGCCGCGGACGGCAGAUCCCGACGGUAUCACGAGCGGGAUUGCGAGUAUGAGCAUUUAUAACAAUCCUUGUGCUGGGUGCUUUGCAGGGCUGGCGAGGGUGGCGGUUGUGGUGCGUCCGGCGGGAGGGAAGUGUCGUGGUAAUGAGGUUGGUGUCGAAUGGGAGAGGAAAUGGGUUAGGAUUGGGAGGUUGAGGGCUGGUAUGUGGGUGUUGACUCCUAGGGGGCCUAGGAGGGUGGUUGCUGUGGUGAGGUUCCAGUUGAGAAGGGAGAUUAUGUGUUUGGUUGGGGGAUCGAAGGGUCAGGGUGGAAGUAGUCUCAGUGGGUUGAUGAUUACACCGUGGCAUCCCAUCAUGGUGAGACGUGGUGAUGGGUAUCGGUGGGUGUUCCCUAAGGAUGUCUCAACCAGGCCGGUCAGAUACACAGGGCCUGUGUGCUCGGUGCUGUUGGAAAGGGAUUCGGAUCCAAAUGCUCAUGCCAUCCUGGUUGACGGCGUUUGGGGCGUGACUCUGGGCCAUGGCCUGAAGAAGGGGGAUAAGAGGAUGGACGUGCGGAUACAUGAGUUCUUCGGUGACUACGACAAGGUGCAGAGGGCGUUGUCGAGGCUGUCUAGGAAGGGCAGCGGCGUGGUACCUGCGGGGGGGGUUUCCCGUAAUCCUCGAACGGGCUUGAUCAAUGGGUUUGUGGGAGAACAAAUUGAUAUGAGGAAAAUGGAUUCUUUGAGACUAAGGAAAGGGUCUACCACGAGUUGA